Sycon ciliatum is the source of this 996-nucleotide messenger RNA. RefSeq lists its product as uncharacterized. The record is from RefSeq and is a predicted model, not a curated record. Bases 1 to 996 code for a protein of 331 amino acids. Gene Ontology annotation, molecular function: nucleic acid binding. Gene Ontology annotation, biological process: DNA integration. The transcript has a single exon. NCBI's taxonomy places the organism in Eukaryota, Metazoa, Porifera, Calcarea, Leucosolenida, Sycettidae.
AUGAAGACGAAAGAGCGUCUACGGUCCAAGGUUUGGUGGCCAGGCAUGGAUAGCGAGGCCGAGAAGCUCUGCAAGUCGUGUCAUGCCUGCCAAGUGGUUGCAGCGCCAGCCAAUGCACCGCCAGUCAAGUCCACUCCUCUUCCAGAUGCGCCAUGGCAGCAUUUGGCUGUUGACUUGCUGGUUCCACUACCGUCUGGAGAGCACAUUGUGGUGCUUGUGGAUUACUACAGUCGAUAUUUCGAAGUAGAUGUGUUCAAGUCAAUCUCAGCUGAAGCUGUGAUUCCGAUGAUCGAAGCCCAGUUCAGCCGACACGGUAUCCCGACGAGUUUGCGUACGGAUAAUUGCCCACCUUUCAACUCGGAAGGGUUUGCGAAGUUUCUACAUGAGUGUGGUGUUCAACAGCUUCGUACUACACCACUGUGGCCGAGAGCUAACGGUGAAGUUGAGCGACAAAAUCGAUCCCUGAUGAAAGUGAUUCGUGCUGCAUAUGCGGAAGGAAAGACGUGGAAGCGGGAGGUUCAACGAUUUUUGAUGGCAUACCGCUCAAUGCCACAUACAACCACUGGAGUUGCUCCAGAUGAUUUAUUGCUUGGGCGCAAAGUGCACUGCAAGUUACCAGCCCUCCGUGAACCAGCGACAAACGAGGCCGUCAGAGAUCGUGACAGCGAGCGUACGCAGAGUAUGCGUGACUCUGCAAAUGACGCCAACCAUGCCACAAGCCAGUCAACGCAGAUAGGUGACUCAGUACUGCUAAAGCGUUCGGAGACAUGGUCGAAGGUCGACACACCAUUCCAUCACCAACCUCAUGUGGUGGUUAGUCGGAAUGGGGACCAAGUAGUGGUUCAGGCACCGGAUGGGAAGCUUGUGCGGAGGAGCGUACAGUUCACCAAACCAUUCCGGCAGCAGCAUCCAGCUGAACCUAGCCCCGAAGUGCAAGAGGCACCCCAGCAUCGUGCGGAGCCCCGCAGGUCAGACAGGUUAAGCGUGAAAUGCUAA